CAACCUUGAGGACAUACUCAAGGGGUGGGUGUGAGGUAGAGAGAAGGUUGGAGGUGUUGUGUGCCACAUGUGAGGGGAAAUGUUUGGAGUCUUGUCGUCACUGGUCAGCUCCCUGCAGCCGAGGCAGAGGCAGGGGCAGCCUCCUCAAAUGGGAUACACGCCGGAGGACUCCACACUUCCACUCCCCGCCAGAGGAGAGGAGAGGACGGCUCCCAGGAUGUAACACCGCCUCAAGAAAAACUCAUCUCCCGAAAUUAAAUAGCGCUCCAUUCACCAUUUCUUUAUUUUAAUUUUUUUACCCUCUCCUCAUUUUUGCAAUGGCACUUCUGUCCACAUCCGGGCCAAUAUGCCUUGAUUGCAUUAUUGUCUAAAACUGGCGGAGAGACUGAUAAAUCUCGCUCUUUCUCCCCCACCUAACGACUCCUUUUGUACGCGUCGUCAAGGCUGGAACAAAGAGGUGAUGUCUAACCAAGGAGUUCGGCGGAAUGGGCCCGUCAAGCUGCGAUUAACAGUCCUCUGUGCCAAAAACCUCGUCAAGAAGGAUUUUUUCCGCCUCCCUGAUCCUUUUGCCAAGGUGGUUGUGGAUGGUUCGGGGCAAUGCCACUCAACAGAUACUGUGAGAAACACACUUGACCCAAAGUGGAACCAACACUAUGAUCUAUACAUUGGAAAAUCAGAUUCUAUCACUAUCAGUGUGUGGAACCACAAGAAGAUACAUAAGAAACAAGGGGCUGGCUUCCUGGGAUGUGUUCGCCUUUUGUCCAAUGCUAUCAACCGCCUUAAAGACACGGGAUACCAGAGGCUAGACUUGAAUAAGCUGAGUCCAAAUGAUAGUGACACAGUCAGAGGCCAGAUAGUGGUAAGCUUACAGUCCAGGGACCGGAUAGGCACAGGAGGCCCAGUUGUAGACUGCAGUCGACUUUUUGACAAUGAUCUUCCAGAUGGCUGGGAGGAGAGGAGAACUGCAUCUGGACGUAUCCAAUACUUGAACCACAUCACACGGACCACACAGUGGGAGCGGCCGACCAGACCUGCAUCAGAGUACUCCAGUCCUGGGCGGCCACUUAGCUGCAUUGUGGAUGAAAACACUCCAAUUAGCACGAACGGUGCCACGCCUACUACGCCAUCGCAGCCAAAUGACUGUGACCAGCGGGCCCAGGAGAGGCGUGUUCGUUCCCAGAGGCACCGCAACUACAUGAGCAGAACACACCUGCAUACACCUCCAGACCUUCCAGAGGGCUAUGAACAGAGGACCACGCAGCAAGGCCAAGUGUACUUCCUUCACACUCAGACAGGUGUCAGCACAUGGCACGACCCCAGAGUACCCAGAGAUCUUAGUAAUGUGAACUGUGAGGAACUGGGUCCACUCCCUCCUGGAUGGGAGAUACGGAACACUGCCACAGGAAGAGUUUACUUUGUGGACCACAACAACAGAACCACGCAAUUCACUGAUCCACGUCUCUCUGCCAACCUGCAUCGAGUCCUUAAUCCAAGCCCAAAUGGCUCACGAGGAGGCAUUGAAAGUCAGAAUGUGAGUCGGCAGAACCAGCUAAAGGAUCAGGUCCAGCAGGCUCUGGUAUCCACAGGUCAGCUCCCAGAAGAGGCGGAGUGUCUCACAGUACCCAAGUACAAGAGAGACCUAGUCCAGAAACUCAAGAUCCUCAGACAGGAACUGUCUCAGCAGCAACCACAGGCUGGGCAUUGUCGCAUCGAAGUGUCCCGUGAAGAAAUAUUUGAGGAAUCCUAUAGACAAGUGAUGAAGAUGAGGCCUAAGGACCUGUGGAAAAGGCUAAUGGUAAAAUUUCGGGGUGAAGAAGGACUUGACUAUGGAGGAGUGGCCAGGGAGUGGCUCUAUCUCCUAUCACAUGAGAUGUUGAACCCGUACUAUGGCCUGUUUCAGUACUCGCGUGAUGACAUCUACACUCUACAGAUUAACCCGGACUCUGCAGUCAACCCUGAGCACUUGUCGUACUUCCACUUUGUGGGCCGUAUCAUGGGGAUGGCAGUGUUUCAUGGCCACUACAUUGAUGGAGGCUUUACCUUACCCUUCUACAAACAGCUACUAGGUAAACCUAUUACGCUGGAUGACAUGGAGUCUGUAGACCCGGACCUGCACAACAGUCUUGUCUGGAUCCUGGACAAUGAUAUCACAGGAGUGUUGGACCACACCUUCUGUGUAGAACACAAUGCCUACGGAGAGAUCAUCCAACAUGAGCUCAAGCCCAAUGGAAAGAGCAUCCCUGUCACGCAGGACACCAAAAAAGAAUAUGUCCGCCUGUACGUCAACUGGCGCUUUCUGCGAGGCAUCGAAGCUCAGUUUCUUGCGCUGCAGAAAGGUUUUAAUGAAGUCAUCCCCCAGCACCUAUUAAAGGCCUUUGAUGAGAAAGAGCUAGAGCUGAUCGUAUGUGGUCUAGGUAAAAUUGACAUCAAUGACUGGAAGUCCAAUACGAGGCUCAAACAUUGCACCCCAGACAGUAACAUUGUAAAGUGGUUCUGGAAAGCUGUGGAGUCCUUCGAUGAGGAGCGAAGAGCCCGUCUACUACAGUUUGUCACAGGUUCUUCCAGGGUUCCUCUGCAGGGCUUCAAGGCCCUCCAAGGUGCUGCUGGCCCUCGGCUAUUCACUAUCCACCAAAUUGAUGCCAACGCCAACAAUCUCCCCAAAGCCCAUACUUGUUUCAACCGGAUCGACAUUCCCCCCUAUGAAAGUUAUGACAAACUAUAUGACAAGUUACUCACUGCCAUUGAGGAGACAUGUGGCUUUGCUGUGGAGUGAGUCUGACGAUGCACAGCACAACAACCUGCAGAAGCCCCAUGAUUUUUUUUUACACACACACGGACCACUCUGGUCUUUUUAUUAUUGAAAAAAACUCUGCAGCUGCUAAUAACUCAGACUAUUUACUAACUCGUGGAACAUGCAGGAUUUGCUGGCUCUUCCUCUUUUUUUCUACGUUCAAUCAAGCAUUUAAAAAAAUAACUAUUCCAUGUAGCAAGGAUCACUCUGAACCAACAAAUGCAUAUACAAGGAGUGGUGCGUAGUACAGGGUAAUUGAUGGUUACUGUAACCACUUGGAAACAUUCAUUCUCAAUAUGGAGUGUGCCUUGGACUGAUUAGAUGGGAGCGAGUGGUAAUGCUGCAUGUGCGGAUGUGACAAUGAGACUGAACUUGGCAGCCUUAUUUCCAUCUCUUUCCAAAGACUGCAUCAAGGAACCCCAGGAGUUGCUGCACAAGCUGCAUUCCCAUCAUCACUCAUUGUCACCUAGUUUGUUUGAACAUGAAUAUGUGAACAAAGCGCUUGCAAUGUAGUAUUUUUAUAUAAGAGGGGAAAUGGAAGCGAUUGAGUACAUUUCUAAUAUAUCUAAUUUAUUGCUAAAAUAUAUCAAGUCUCCCUGUUUUCAUUGUUUCAGAAAAUUACAAAGUGUUACUGUCUAAAUUAGAAACGGAAUUACUAAGAAAACUGAUUGAUUACAGUAUUUUGGUUUAUUUAAAACGCUUAUAAUCUUUAACAGAUGUUAUAUAGGCUUGCAAACUUUACACACACAUGAUUAGCCGCUUUUAGAUAUAAAUAGCGCUACAUUAACGUACGAUUUGGCCCUCAUUUUACACUGAAUGUGCCGGAUCAUGCUGUCAGACAUACAGAUUGAGGAGUGAACAAAAAAAAAAAGAUUGAAAAAGGCAUGACCUCAAAAACAAGGUUUAUUUACGAAAAAAAUAAUGUAUAAAAAAAAUAACGCACUGUCCCAUUUACAUGUUUAUCCAGUCCUCCUGUCGGACUUAACUGUCUUUCCGGUUUGCCAUCUUGAACGUUUCUAUGUUCCUUGCUUACUGCCUGUCAAAAGUUGUUGUUCCGUAUUAUGGUGAAGAAAAAGAAAACGUCAAGUACUCCGGCAUGCGCUCUAGUUGUAUGAUAUCUAUGUCAUCAACCUGUGCGUCUGAAGCAAAACAUUACCGUUUGUAUUCAGACAACAACGCCUACUGCAAUUGGUUCCGGGAUUCUCAAUAGGAAGCUAGACAGCAAAUUACCAUGUACUGUAAUGUCAGAGUAAAGUAAUUGCAGUCACACAUUAACGUAAUUCGUUCAAACACCAUCACAUUACCAGACUUCAGGGCAUGUCUAAUAGGGGCUAUAGAUCCGUCAUUGUUGAAUCAUGAUAACACUGAGCAGACCCUUUAAAAUCUACUGAUAUAAUUAUGUAGCUAAACAUGUUUUGUUUGUAUUUUUCACCUAAUUGUCAAGUAACUCAAUCUUAAUUGGGUUGUAAGCAUGACUUCGAAUAUUUGCUUUUGUUCUUAGUGCCCAAAGGCCUAGAUAGCGUCAGCAUUUAUCUUUGGCAUCCAUAUGGAGUACAGGCCAAAAGUUUGGACACACCUCAUUCAAUGCAAUACAAAUUAUGGUCCGAACGCUAUUGAAAAAAACAAGAAAUUCCACUUAUUAACCCUGAUAAGGCAUACUUGUGAUGUGAAAACCUUAUCAGGUGACUGCAUCUUGAAGCUCAUCGAGAGAGUGCCAAAAGUAUGCAAAAAAAAGUAAUCAGGGCAAAGGGUGGAUACUUUAAAGAAAGAAUAUAAAACAUGUUUUCAGUUACAGUGGAGCAAAUAAGUAUUUAGUCAACCACCAAUUGUGCAAGUUCUCCUACUUGAAAAGAUUGGAGAAGCCUGCAAUUGUCAACACGGGUAAACCUCAACCAUGAGAGACAGAAUAUGGAAAAAAACAAAAUCACAUUGUUUGAUUUUUAAAGAAUUUAUUUCCAAAUUGGAGUGGAAAAUAAGUAUUUGGUCACCUACAAACAAGCAAGAUUUCUGGCUGUCAAAGAGGUCUAACUUCUUCUAACGAGACUCCACUCGUUACCUGUAUUAAUGACAUGUUUUAACUCAAAAUCGGUAUAAAAGACACCUGUCCACAAUCUCAGUCAGUCACACACCAAACUCCACUAUGGCCAAGACCAAAGAGCUGUCGAAGGAAACCAGAGACAAAAUUGUAGACCUGCACCAGGCUGGGAAGACUGAAUCUGCAAUAGGUAAAACGCUUGGUGUGAAGAAAUCAACUGUAGGAGCAAUUAUUACAAAAUAGAAGACAUACAAGACCACUGAUAAUCUCCCUCGAUCUGGGGCUUCAUGCAAGAUCUCACCCCGUGGCGUCAAAAUGAUAACAAGAACGGUGAGCAAAAAUCCCAGAACCACACGGGGGGACCUAGUGAAUGACCUACAGAGAGCUGAGAUCCACGGUACCAAAGGCUACUAUCAGUAACGCAAUGCGCCGCUAGGGACUGAAAUCCUGCACUGCCAGACGUGUCCCCCUGCUGAAGAAAGUACACGUCCAGGCCCGUCUGCGGUUCGCUAGAGAGCAUUUGGAUGAUCCAGAAGAGGACUAGGAGAAUGUGUUAGGGUCAGAGGAAACCAAAAUAGAACUUUUUGGUAGAAACACAGGUUCUCGUGUUUGGAGGAGAAAGAAUACUGAAAUGCAUCCGAAGAACACCAUACCCACUGUGAAGUAUGGGGGUGGAAACAUCAUGCUUCGGGGCUGUUUUUCUGCAAAGGGACCAGGACGACUGAUCUGUGUAAAGGAAAGAAUGAAUGGGGCCAUGUAUCGAGACGACAGCCCCAAAACAUCACUGCUCUCGAGGAGAUCUGCAUGGAGGAAUGGGCCAAAAUACCAGCAACAGUGUGUGAAAAGCUUAUGAAGAGUUACAGAAAACGUUUGGCCUCCGUUAUUGCCAACAAAGGGUACAUAACAAAGUAUUGAGAUGAACUUUUGGUAUUGACCAAAUACUUAUUUUCCACCAUGAUUUGCAAAUAAAUUAUUUAAAAGUCAAACAAUGUGAUUUUCUGUUGUUUUUUUUCCACAUUCUCUCAUGGUUGAGGUUUACCCAUGUUGACAAUUACAGGCCUCUCUAAUAUUUUCAAGUGGGAGAACUUGCACAAUUAGUGGUUGACUAAAUACUUAUGUGCCCCACUGUAUUUCACUUUUUUGUAGAGUAUGUAAUUCCAUUCAUAGUAUUGAUGUUUCCAAUGAAAAUUUACAAUGUAAAUAGUAAAGAAAAUAUAGAAAACGCACAAAUGAUGAGAUGUGUCAAAACUUUCGGCCUGUACUGUAGCUCCAAAUAAUAUAAUGACUGAUUUAUUUGUGAAGUCCACAUACAAUAUUAAUGCUUGUUAGUGUCCCCCCAUCCCAAAAAAAAACACAACAACAACCUUUUAACAAGAAUAAAAAAUGGCAACACUGAUAAGUUUAAUAAAUUUUGGAUUAGUUUUUCCUGUUUGUUUUUUAAAGAAGCAAAAUUUGAACAUUGUACCUUAAAUUGACUAAUUGUUGCAUACCUGAACACUUGCUCGGAACUUAGUUGAAUGGAAUGACACUCUGUUAUAUUGCAGAUAAUGUUCCAUUUGUUUUCUACUAUUGAACAUAAAAUUCUUGAAUGUUUUCUAAAAGAUGCUGCCUGUUUAGCAAUCUCUCUGACCGUGGACUGUUCUUAACAUUUGCAUCACACAAAAAAGUUAACUGUUAUGUUGUUCUUUAAAUGUAAACAUGUGAAUGCAAAGUGACAAGUGUCCUCACAAGGUGCUUUGUACAGUAAAAAUAUAUUGUUCAUAUGUGGAGUAAACAUCCUGUAAUUUAUGUUUAACUUAAUUAGAUACUGAUUUUGUCGAAUUUGGGGCAAAUGAGUUGCACAAAACCAGAGGGAGGUUGCUAUUGGUAUUGAAUGGUGACCUGCAGGGCAUAUUCACCCACUUAGAAGUCCAGUGCACAAGAAGAUAGAUGAUCACACUUCCGACACUAUGCUCAACGCCGCCUCAUUGCUGCCUCUCACUGAAGAAGUUGGCUUCUUCUCAAACCAGUUAGGAUCAAGAGAUGCACCCCUUGCCUUCCUGGAUUUGAUUUAUAGCAUGAUCCACUAGGACUAUUAUCUCUCCUAGCUGACUGAUGCAAUUUGAUGUAUGUUAACACUACCAUUUUGUAAGAGUAUUUUAUUUUUGUGUGUAAUUAGUUCUAAUUAAACUUGCCUUUGUCUAACAAUUUAAGACUUUGUACAAAUAUAAAAUCUUGUCUUUGGUUUCCCCUUUCCUGCUUUGCUUUUGUUGUUACUCCUUUCAGAUUUAAAUUGGAAAAACUGCCACACAGAAGAGUGAGUGCUCAAAUAUGCUGAUUAUUUACAUUUGAAAUGGAUUUUACUAACCACCCCCUGCGAAUUCUCUGAUACCCCUGAAGAUAAAGGUAUGGGAAAUUCCUCUGAGAUGUAAAAACAUGAGGCAGAAAAUAAUUUCUUUGCACAAAGUCUUGCAUGAGGGGAGUGAAAACCUUGUUAAAUAAUGGUAUGUUGACUUUAUAAAGCUUCUCUUUUGCUUUGAAUUACUUUUGGUGCGGUGUAGUGACACCCAGCAUAUUUAUAUAUUAUACAGCAUACGCAGGAGUGAAAGUGGGCCAGAACGGUCAGGAACGCAGUUCCGGUAUAAGAUUCAGGGCCGGAACGCAGUUCCGGUAUAAGAUUCAGGGCCAGAACCCUGUUCCGGUAUACGGUGCUUUGAUUCCGAAAAUAUGACCGCAACUGUCAAAACGCUAUGUAAAAAAAAAUAUAUAAAUACAAGGCUGCCACACAUGCAUUUUAUUUCCAAGAAGAAAGCAAUCUACCAACAUCCGAUUUACAUAAGUGUUAACAACAAGCAUAAUAAAGGGCUUGUGUAGCGUAAUCCGUAUCCUCCGAUAUUUAUUAUUUAUUUUAUUCCACGGACAGCAUGGAGGUUUCCCCAGCUGCUGCAGUUAUCUGAGUCUGACGAUGACGAGUCACGUCAACGUGCGAAUGCACGCAGCAAAGCAAAACGGCUGGACUCAUUUAUCUGUUCAAUUGGCUGACAUACUGAAAUGUGAUCACCAGAGAAGGUUCUCGCUGAUUGGUUCAAAUGUGAAAUUUUUUCUGAAACGGGGGGGGGGCAUGUUGAAUUGAUGCAACAAAAAAAAGACAAAAAGAGCAAGGCAAGAGUUGAGAAGGCUUAUUUAUCAUAUUUAGUUUUAUUUGCUCUGAUGGGGAGGUUCAGAACAUCUUUAUUAUUAAAAAACAAAAAGUAAAUGCUUACAGUAACUUCAAUUUUGAUAGUUUAGCAUUUAGCAUGUGAGGA
Messenger RNA from Corythoichthys intestinalis (scribbled pipefish), 8110 nucleotides. RefSeq names its product SMAD specific E3 ubiquitin protein ligase 2 (gene smurf2). Gene Ontology annotation, biological process: proteasome-mediated ubiquitin-dependent protein catabolic process; protein polyubiquitination; negative regulation of BMP signaling pathway. Gene Ontology annotation, molecular function: ubiquitin protein ligase activity; protein binding. Lineage: Eukaryota; Metazoa; Chordata; Actinopteri; Syngnathiformes; Syngnathidae. The record is from RefSeq and is a predicted model, not a curated record. The coding region runs from base 461 to 2773 and encodes 770 amino acids. The transcript is spliced from 19 exons. Gene Ontology annotation, cellular component: cytoplasm.